Molecule: messenger RNA, 1694 nt
Organism: Suillus clintonianus
Lineage: Eukaryota; Fungi; Basidiomycota; Agaricomycetes; Boletales; Suillaceae
Exons: 8
Coding region: 126-1508 (460 amino acids)
Biological process (GO): peptidyl-threonine phosphorylation
Cellular component (GO): cytoplasm
Molecular function (GO): protein serine/threonine kinase activity
Source: RefSeq, a predicted model, not a curated record
AACUGCACACAAGAAGCCCUCUCUCCAGAAGCUGUAAACGUUUACCAGGUUGGAUCCUCAACAACUCUUUUAACCACCUCUCAGGAGCUCCCAUCUGAACCAACUACAUAAUACCGUUACUCGCAAUGGAUGAAGACAUGGAUUUUGAUGCCAACGCAACGCAGCCGACACCCCCGUUUCACCGUCAAGAAUACUAUGACGGAAGAAAGAUGCUCGAUUUGGUGUUUGUGCAAGACUGUACGGGUAGCCAAGGAAGCUACAUCUCCUCUGCAACGAAGAACAUCGAGGAGAUUUGUGCACAUAUUUUUGAAUCGGGGAAGCUACAAUCGCAAGAAGAUUUGCGCGUCGGCCUUGUUGCAUUCCGCGACCAUCCGCCACAGGAUCAUACAUAUGUUGUCAAGAACUUUGGGUUUUCAUCUGAUAUCAGCAAGGUGCAUCGGGACCUUGCGGGGCUUUAUGCUUCUGGGGGUGGUGAUGGACCGGAGGCCGUGACAGCUGCGCUCGCAGAAGCACUCCAUAUGGACUGGAGGGAGCAUGCGAGUAAGAUGGUCGUCCUGAUUGCUGAUGCGCCACCGCAUGGAAUAGGAGAGUAUGGAGAUGGAUUCGACGAGGGCUCUCCAGACGGACACGAUCCGUUACAACUGGUUCGCGAAAUGGCUAGCCGAGGCAUCACGCUGUUCUUUGUUGCAUGCGAACCGGCGCUUAGUGGUUACUCGUAUGCGACAGAUUUCUACCAAGCAAUUACAACCAUCACGUCUGGGCUCAUGCUCCCACUCACGACGGCUGAUCUCCUUUCGCAUGCGAUCGUAGGCAGUGUGUUGGAAAACCUCGAUAUGGAGCGCCUUGUUCGAGAGGUGGGGCAUGCCGUCGCACAGCGAAUUCUAGGGAACAAUGAAAGCGUCGAUGAUGUCGCUCGUGAACUGCACGAGAAGUUACUCCUCCGAAAUGAAAGCACCAAGAAAGUGGUGAUCGAAAGCAUCUACAAGGAGUCUCCUGAAGCUAUGCAUAACGUUGCCGUCUUCACUCACGCCGCAUCGCUGCAUGAGGCGAAAUCGCAGUUGAAGAGGGUGCAAGGCACGCGUUUCACGGAAAAGUAUCUCAUCGCACGACAGACUGCGAACCGGAGUUUGUACUCAUAUCCAUAUUCACCCCAUACUCCUUCUAGACCAGAAAAGUCUUAUUCUUCUAUGACGCCGAGCACCAGCCCAUCCUCAGUGGCGGCGUCCCCUCCUCGUAAAGUCGUAUCUGACUUUGCUGCAUUCGGCGCGCCGAAGAACGUUAGCGUGUUUGGAACUGCUGUUGCCUCGACGCCUUUUUCGUUGGCGGGUGGCAAGGCUGCGUUUGGCGGCAUCAGGGGUGGUGGUGGUCGAGGCUCGUACGAUGUUGAUGACGACGAUGAAGACGAUGGCGAUGGUAGGCAGCGGGUGGAACUCAGGGAAGAUUCCAUCUCGCUUGAUCAGGCCCGGCGCAUCGCUAUGCAAAGCGCAUGGCGGAGCGUGCGAGGUUGAUGACCUCGUACAUGUUCAUUCUGAUUUUUUGUUGUUCUGCAUCACGAUUGUGGUUGGCUUCUUUUUGUCAGUAUGAUAUCACGAUGAUGGAUCAUGUAGAAUAGUUGCACAUAAAUCGCAAUCAUUAGCACCUUGGUUUGUAUCAUUGGAAACUGGGGCAGUGUUUUAUUUUCACGAGAAUUACUC